AUGGCUCCCGAGCGCUCAAAACUGUGUGAAAUAUGCGACCAAAAUAUCAAACCAAAAGGCUGGACUACUCAUCGAAAAGCCUGCAAGAUACAUGCUAUUCGGAAAGAGAAAGCUCUCUCAGUUGAAAACAGAAAUCCUCCUGACCUCACGCAUGGUCCUGACGCAGACUUUGAUUAUGGCAGCACGAUUGAUGUUACUGUAAUUGAACCUGAACCUGUCGACGCACACACAUUCCCAGCCUUUGCACGUGAUGACAUCAAGGUCGAACACCAUCCAAACAGCAGCAUCAAGACUACGGUUCACUCAUUUGAGACAUUCAAGUGUCAUCCAGCUCCCUCUGUGGUCCCACCUGAUAGACAGCCUUGGUAUCCAUUCCAAUCUAGGCUCGAAUUCAAAGUUGCCGAGAUCGCACUCGAGGCUGCGCUAAACAAUGAGCAGACUGAUCAGCUCAUCAAGAUCUGUCAACAAUGCGCCAUCGGGAAGGAUAAGUUUACAUUUUUUAACCAUAAAGAUAUUCAUAACAAGUGGGAAGCAGCAUCUCACCGCAUUACAAAGCAUCAUAAUUUAACCUCGUUCAAAGCGCAGUUCACCAAAGAAGUGAUUUCAGUACCUUACGAUGGCAAAUUGUGGGACUUUGAUGUGCACUACCGGGAUCUUUGGGAGUUCGCUACUGAUCUACUUGGGGACCCCAGCUUAUUUCCACACUUCACAUUUGAUGCACAACACUUGUCUAAGUUCGAUGGCGAAAUGUUCGUCCGCUUUGUAGACGAGCCGUUCACUGUGCAGGACUUCUGGGAUAUCCAAUCGCGACUUCCACCAGGUGGCAAGCCACUUGCUUUCAUUUUGUACGCUGAUAAAAUGAAGCUGUCGUCAUUUGGGACUGCCAAGGGCUAUCCAGUUGUCGCUAGAAUAGCAAAUCUACCUACGGACAUUCGAAACGGACGAGGUAUAGGUAGUGGCUACGUGGUGAAAGAAGAUAAAGACUAUGCGGAAAAGUCUAGUUGGGUCAAAAAUACUGUUUGGCAUACGCUUAGUUUUCCUACUAAUGAUGUAUUACUACAGGAUGAGAUUUUGAAAGAAUAUGGACUGCGCGAUGUUGAUAAUUCAUUAUGGGCUGUACGAUACACUGAUGUCCAUCGAGCUCUGUCACACGACCGUAUGCAUAACGGCGGGCUUUGGUCGCACCAUCUAUGGGUCAAACUACAGAAAUGUGUUAAUUUUAAGCACCCAAACCAGGUUAUGGGCGUAACGUUUGCAGACAGCUCCAUGCAUGAAGACAUCUCAAAAUUAAUACUAUAUGCUACACAUGACAUUCUGACAGAACAAGACUCCCCACUUGGCUACCUGUUACUUCGAUGCAUACACCUUUAUCUCGAAAUCGACAUAUAUGCCGCUUUCGAGGUCCACACCACAAAUACUAUUAAUGAAGGGAGAAGUGCUGUCCAAGCUUUCACAGCGCUUAUGAAGCAAUAUAUCGCGGAAACCGUCGAUGAGAACGACAAGGGCUGGAGCUUUCCGAAAAUGCACAUGAUCAUCCACAUUUUCGACGAUAUAGAGGCUAAAGGUGCUACAAGGAACUACAACGCCAAACCAAAUGAGCAGAUGCAUGGGCCAUUGAAGAACUCGUAUCAACGCCAGACCAACUUCAAGGACUUUGCAGAACAGGUGAGGCGCACUAGUACCAACCUCUAUCAUUCCCUACUGAAUGUGUAUUAUACUUUAUAUUAG
Messenger RNA from Suillus subalutaceus, 1728 nucleotides. RefSeq lists its product as uncharacterized. Lineage: Eukaryota; Fungi; Basidiomycota; Agaricomycetes; Boletales; Suillaceae. The transcript is spliced from 13 exons. The coding region runs from base 1 to 1728 and encodes 575 amino acids. The record is from RefSeq and is a predicted model, not a curated record.